CCUCAAAAGACAGUGUUUCGUACCAUCACGAUUCUUCAUUCACUCCCUAGAUUCUGAAAGGAACUCCAUGAACGUUUAAUCAGACCUUCGUGAAAACGAAAGCGCAGACUUCACGAGAGAAAAAAAUCUAGGUCGGCAGCAUUAGCUUCAAACAAUCUCACCAUGGAAUCCGAGCAGCCGAGAGGACGUCGUGAAUCGACGACCAGUAACACAUCUAAGGGCAUCGCCGAGACUGAUACGGCACCUGAAGUAACCCGAAGCUCAUCGCGUAACGACGCCGAGGAGAAGGAACAGAAGAUGCGCGAGAAGCACCGAAAGCGUGCUCUUAAAGCCCUAACUGGAACUUCUCAACGCUCCAAGACACCUGUCAAACAACCACAGCCGGCAGCGUCUCAAGCCACAUCGACUACUUCUCCCACUAUGGCUCCCAACCAGCAGACUGAAGAUAGCUCUACCAGUGGUGGUGACCAUUCUUUUUCUCAGUCAUCAACAUCCGGUACUACUCAGCCUGAGUAUCGCGGCCAUCGAGGAAGACCUCGCCCACCGCCUUUGGACCUUGAGCUUGUGCGACAACGCGAAGUCGAACCCCCUCUCCCAACUAGUUCAACAUCAUCGUCGAUUGGAACGGGACUCCCAUCCCCCUUUAUUGUUUCCAAUGCGCGACGACUGAUGCCGGCAUCGCCAGGCCUUCCUCCUACAUAUUCCACCAUAGAUCUCGUCCCAGCCUCACCCAGUUCAUCGACGACCAGUUCCCAGCGAGGACGUAGCCCGACUCGCGGCGCUUGGUCGUCCGAUACUCCGCAGAAGGCACGAACAGGUACCCUCACCAGAGCUCUCGAGAAGAUGGAGCAGAAAUGGGACUCGGGCCUACAGAAGGCCGGCUUUAGGCCUAAGCCAAGCUUUAAGGUGAACAGUGUUAUGAAGACUCACACUAAGGAUGUGGCUUUCAAAGAGUUCCCUUCAAUGGGCCCGACGCAAUCCCCUGCCGCGCCGGGCGUUUCUCCGACGUCAUCGUUGAGCAGUUUUUUCACCAACUCGACUGGCCUACCUACCGCCUUCCGUGACGGACGUAGCGCAUUUUUCGACGACGGUAGAGAGGGUAGCUCUAGUCUUGAGGAUCGAGUUGCGCGCCACAACGUCCGCGAACAGCAGAACAUCGCUCCGGAGUUUAAGCUUCCACAGGUCCGAGGUAACCACCCUGCUAGAACCAGUUCAGUUCCCCAGGCCCCUUCGGCUCCUCUCGAAGAACGCCUUUUCGGAGCGGGAAGAGGAAGAGCUCGAAGUUCUGGUCCUGCUUACCGAACGCGAGACGAUGAUCGUCGACUUCUUCCGAGUCAGAGUCGCAGACGCGCAAGACACUCGCAGGAUGCGGUUUGUCCCCAGGAUGUUGCGCCUGAAGCUUCGUCGGCGACGGUGGCAGAGCAAUCACAGGCUCGACCUCAGAACCGUUCGCUUAAGCACAAGAAGAGUAGCGAGAAGCUUCGUAAGGAUAAGAUUGAUUAAGGUUUACGGGAAUGGUAUACGAGAUAUGAAUUAUUGAGAAGACGAGCAGGAGUUGUGGGGAUGAACAGGAUUGAUGAGUGGGGGAGAGUUAUGAAUAGGAAUGGAACUCGACGAGGACGAGUUCACGGAUGGAUUUGUGAUACGAUACUGCAACGUUGAGAUUUCGAAAUCUCGAAUCAUCGCGGCGAUAUCGCGAUACUGCAGUUCUCCAGUUGCUUGUUUUAUAGAGAGCUACUCGUCACUUGCGCGAUU
This is a messenger RNA of Hypoxylon trugodes, 1755 nucleotides long. RefSeq lists its product as uncharacterized. NCBI's taxonomy places the organism in Eukaryota, Fungi, Ascomycota, Sordariomycetes, Xylariales, Hypoxylaceae. Bases 163 to 1503 code for a protein of 446 amino acids. The transcript has a single exon. The record is from RefSeq and is a predicted model, not a curated record.